AUGGCCACCUUCUUCCUAUCGCACGGCGGCCCCACGCUCUGCGUCGACGAGACGAUCCCGGCGUGGAGCUUCUUCAAGUCCUGGCUGCCCGUGGCGGUCGCGGGCGCGCAGCCGCCGCGCGCCAUCCUGGUGGUAUCGGCCCACUGGGAGACGGCCAUGCCGGCGGUCAACGUCGUUCCCGGCAUCAACGACACCAUACACGACUUCUCCGGGUUUCCCGAGUCCAUGUACCAGCUGAAGUACCCUGCUCCUGGCGCCCCCGAUCUGGCCAUGAGGACCAAAGAGCUCCUCGAACAAGCCGGGUUCGGUCCCGUGGAGGAACACCACGGCCGUGGGCUCGACCACGGUGCAUGGGUGCCGCUGAUGCUGAUGUACCCGGAGGCUGACAUCCCGGUGUGCCAGCUCUCGGUUCAUGCCGGCCGCGACGGCACCUACCAUUACAACCUCGGCAAGGCGCUGGCUCCCCUCAGAGCGGACGGCGUCCUCGUCCUCGGCUCCGGGAGCGCGACGCACAACCUGAGCAAAAUGACACUUUACGAGGCGCCGGUGCCGCGAUGGGCCUCCGACUUCGACACCUGGCUUGAGGAUUCGCUCAUGGGUGGAAGGUACGACGACGUGAACUGCUACGAUGAGAGGGCGCCCUACGGCAAGGUGGCGCACCCAUCACCGGAACAUUUUCAUCCGCUGCACGUCGCACUCGGCGCCGCGGGGGACGAGUCCAAGGCGGAGCUGAUCCACCGUAGCUGGACCAACACCAACCACUCGUAUGCGUCGUAUCGUUUCACCGAGAAGAACUGA
This is a messenger RNA of Triticum turgidum subsp. durum (durum wheat), 798 nucleotides long. Lineage: Eukaryota; Viridiplantae; Streptophyta; Magnoliopsida; Poales; Poaceae. The record is from the annotation of a GenBank genome assembly.